Molecule: messenger RNA, 7534 nt
Organism: Canis lupus familiaris (dog)
Lineage: Eukaryota; Metazoa; Chordata; Mammalia; Carnivora; Canidae
Gene: ADCY9
Product: adenylate cyclase 9
Exons: 11
Coding region: 138-4277 (1379 amino acids)
Biological process (GO): adenylate cyclase-activating G protein-coupled receptor signaling pathway; intracellular signal transduction; cyclic nucleotide biosynthetic process
Molecular function (GO): adenylate cyclase activity
Source: RefSeq, a predicted model, not a curated record
CGCCGCUCCGCGCGGCAUGAGGGGCCCGCCGCGGGCAGGAGGGCUGUGCCGGCGACGGCGGCUGGCGGCGUGAGGGGCUCGGCGGCCGGAGCAGGUACCCGUGACCCCCGCCGGGAGGGUUCUGAGCGCUCGGCAACAUGGCUUCCCCGCCCCACCAGCAGCUGCUGCAGCACCACAGCACCGAGGUGAGCUGCGACUCCAGCGGAGACAGCAACAGCGUGAGGGUCAAAAUCAACCCCAGGCAGCUGUCCUCCAACAGCCACCCCAAGCACUGCAAGUACAGCAUCUCCUCCAGCUGCAGCAGCUCUGGGGACUCGGGAGGGGUCCCCCGGAGAGCGGGCGCCGGAGGCCGCCUGCGCCGGCAGAAGAAGCUGCCCCAGCUGUUCGAGAGGGCCUCCAGCCGGUGGUGGGACCCCAAGUUCGAUUCGGUGAACCUGGAGGAGGCUUGCAUGGAGCGCUGCUUCCCGCAGACCCAGCGCCGCUUCCGGUAUGCGCUCUUCUACGUCGGCUUCGCCUGCCUCCUAUGGAGCAUCUACUUUGGGGUACACAUGCGGUCCAGACUGAUUGUCAUGGUGGCCCCAGCUCUGUGCUUCCUCGUAGUAUGUGUGGGCUUUUUUCUGUUUACCUUCACCAAGCUGUAUGCCCGGCAUUACGUGUGGACCUCUCUGGUUCUCACCCUCCUCGUGUUCGCCCUGACCCUGGCUGCCCAGUUUCAGGUUUUGACGCCUCUCUCAGGACGUGUUGACAGCUCCAAUCAUACCCUUGCAGCCAAGCGCACAGACACUUGCUUAUCUCAAGUGGGGAGCUUUUCCAUGUGCAUUGAAGUGCUCUUUUUGCUCUACACCGUCAUGCACUUACCUUUGUACUUGAGCUUGUUUUUGGGAGUGGUGUAUUCUGUUCUCUUUGAGACCUUUGGCUAUCAUUUCCGAGACAAAGACUGCUUUCCCCCACCUGGAGCAGGGGCCCCACACUGGGAGCUGCUGAGCAGAGCCCUGCUUCACGUCUGCAUCCACGCCAUUGGGAUUCACCUAUUUAUCAUGUCCCAGGUGAGAUCUAGGAGCACUUUUCUCAAGGUGGGACAGUCAAUUAUGCAUGGAAAGGAUCUGGAAGUGGAAAAAGCCCUGAAAGAGAGGAUGAUUCAUUCUGUGAUGCCAAGAAUCAUAGCUGAUGACCUGAUGAAACAGGGGGAUGAGGAGAGUGAGAAUUCUGUCAAAAGGCAUGCCACAUCCAGCCCCAAGAACAGGAAGAAAAAGUCCUCCAUACAGAAAGCCCCUAUAGCAUUCCGCCCUUUCAAAAUGCAGCAGAUCGAAGAAGUCAGUAUUUUAUUUGCAGAUAUCGUGGGCUUCACCAAGAUGAGUGCCAAUAAGUCUGCUCAUGCCCUGGUGGGUCUCCUCAACGAUCUGUUUGGUCGCUUCGACCGCUUGUGUGAAGAGACCAAGUGUGAGAAAAUCAGCACCCUGGGUGACUGCUACUAUUGUGUGGCGGGGUGUCCAGAGCCCCGGGCUGACCAUGCCUACUGCUGCAUUGAGAUGGGCUUGGGCAUGAUCAGAGCCAUCGAGCAGUUCUGCCAAGAGAAGAAAGAGAUGGUGAACAUGCGUGUCGGGGUUCACACAGGGACCGUCUUGUGUGGCAUCUUGGGGAUGAGGAGGUUCAAAUUCGAUGUGUGGUCCAACGAUGUGAACUUGGCCAAUCUCAUGGAGCAGCUCGGAGUGGCCGGCAAGGUUCACAUUUCUGAGGCCACAGCAAAAUACCUAGAUGAUCGGUACGAAAUGGAAGAUGGGAAAGUUACCGAACGCCUUGGCCAGAGCGUUGUUGCUGACCAGUUGAAAGGUUUGAAGACAUACCUGAUAGCGGGUCAGAGAGCGAAGGAGUCUCAUUGCAGCUGUACAGAGGCCUUGCUUUCAGGCUUUGAGGUCAUUGACGGCUCACGGGUGUCCUCAGGUCCUAGGGGACAGGGGACAGCAUCACCAGGGAGUGUCAGUGACUUGGCGCAGACUGUCAAAACCUUUGAUAACCUUAAGACCUGUCCUUCAUGCGGAAUCACGUUUGCCCCCAAAUCGGAAGCUGGUGCAGAAGGAGGAGCAGUCCAAAAUGGUGGUCAAGAGGAGCAUAAAAACAGCACCAAGGCUCCUGGAGCACCUAAUUCCAAAACUCAAAAUGGACUUCUGAGUCCUCCGCAAGAGGAGAAGCUCACCAACAGUCAGACAUCCCUGUGUGAGAUCUUACAGGAAAAGGGAAGGUGGGCAGGAGUGAGCUUGGACCAGUCAGCUCUCCUUCCGCUGAGAUUCAAGAACAUCCGGGAGAAAACAGAUGCCCAUUUUGUUGAUGUUAUCAAAGAAGACAGCCUGAUGAAAGAUUAUUUUUUCAAGCCACCCAUCAAUGAGUUCAGCUUGAACUUCCUGGACCAGGAGCUAGAGCGAUCCUACAGGACCAGCUAUCAAGAAGAGGUUAUCAAGAAUUCUCCUGUGAAGACUUUUGCCAGCGCCACCUUCAGCUCUCUCCUGGAUGUGUUUCUGUCGACAACAGUGUUUCUGAUUCUCUCCAUCACUUGCUUCCUCAAGUAUGGGGCUGCCGGCACACCUCCCCCGCCUGCUGCCCUGGCGGUCUUCAGCGCCGCCCUGCUGCUGGAGGUGCUGUCACUCGUGGUCUCAGUCAGGAUGGUGUUUUUCCUGGAAGACGUGAUGGCUUGUACCAAGCGCCUCCUGGAAUGGAUAGCUGGCUGGCUCCCACGCCAUUUCAUUGGGGCCAUCCUGGUGUCACUCCCUGCCCUUGCAGUCUAUUCACAUGUCACGUCUGAAUUUGAGACAAACAUACACCAUGCUCAGCUGGAAGCGAGGCCAGGGGCGCACAUGGCAAGGGUUGGAUGGGUCAGUAACCACGCCAGCCCCUCAUUGCAGUUCACCGUGUUCACGGGCUCCGCUGUCCUGAUCACCGUCGUGCACUACUGUAACUUCUGCCAGCUGAGCUCCUGGAUGAGGUCCUCCUUAGCCACCGUUGUCGGGGCUGGGCCCCUGCUCCUGCUCUACAUCUCCCUGUGCCCUGACAGUUCCAUAGUAAUUUCACACCUUGAUGCAGGACAGAAUUUCAGUUCCGAGGGGAAUCCGUGCAAUAAUUCCUUGCCGCGUGACGGCAGAACCGCCAGCCUGAUUGGCCAGGAGGUGAUUCUUGUCUUCUUUCUUCUGCUCUUGUUGGUCUGGUUCCUGAAUCGAGAAUUUGAGGUCAGCUAUCGCCUGCACUACCACGGGGACGUGGAGGCGGACCUUCACCGCACUAAGAUCCAGAGCAUGAGGGACCAAGCUGACUGGCUGCUGCGAAAUAUCAUCCCCUACCAUGUGGCUGAGCAGCUGAAGGUCUCCCAGACUUACUCCAAGAACCAUGACAGUGGAGGUGUCAUCUUUGCCAGCAUCGUCAACUUCAGUGAGUUCUAUGAGGAGAACUAUGAGGGGGGCAAGGAGUGCUACCGGGUCCUCAAUGAGCUCAUCGGGGACUUUGAUGAGCUCCUGAGCAGGCCGGGCUACAGCAGCAUCGAAAAGAUUAAGACCAUUGGGGCCACGUACAUGGCUGCCUCCGGGCUGAACGGCGCGCAGUGCCAGGAUGGCAGCCACCCGCAAGAACACCUGCAGGUCCUGUUUGAGUUUGCCAAGGAGAUGAUGCGCGUGGUGGACGACUUCAACAGCAACAUGCUGUGGUUCAACUUUAAGCUCAGGGUUGGCUUCAACCACGGGCCACUCACAGCCGGGGUCAUCGGCACCACCAAGCUGCUGUAUGAUAUCUGGGGCGACACCGUCAACAUCGCCAGCAGGAUGGACAGCACAGGGGUGGAAUGCCGAAUCCAGGUGAGUGAGGAGAGCUACCGUGUCCUGAGCAAGAUGGGCUACGACUUCGACUACCGGGGGACAGUAAACGUUAAGGGCAAGGGCCAGAUGAAGACCUACCUAUACCCAAAGUGCAUGGACAGCGGGGCCGUGCCACAGCACCAGCUGUCCAUCUCCCCCGACAUCCGAGUCCAGGUGGAUGGCAGCAUCGGGCGGUCUCCCACGGAUGAGAUCGCCAACCUGGUGCCUUCUGUACAGAACGUGGACAAGACGUCUCUGGGGUCCGAAAACAAUGUGCUGGCCAAGGACACUCACCUGUCCUCUAAGAGGCCAUGGAAAGAGCCUGUCAAAGCUGAAGAAAGAUGUCGAUUUGGCAAAGCCAUAGAGAAAAGUGACUGUGAAGAAGCAGGCAUGGAAGAAGCCAGUGAGCUCACCAGGCUCAACAUUUCCAAGAGCGUGUGACGCAGCACCCAUCGCUGCCACGGUGCUCUGCUCCUCGAAACACAAUUACAUCUGUACUUGCCUGUUGUGCGUUCGAGCGCCACCGCCUCCAUCCCCAGACGUGGUGUCAUGUGGUCAUUACCCUGACGUCUGUGUGCGCCACAGCUAUUCAGGGCUUGUUCCCAUCUGUCUCUUUGCUUUUUCUCCCCUGGAGCCCUGUCCUCUGGGUGUGACCGUUCAGCAGCAUGGAGGAGAACAAGUGCCUUCAGGGGCUGACUGUGCCCUCGCAUCUGGGGACAGAGGCCACCCAUGGAGAUCGCAGCAUUGGGUAUUGCUGGACUUUAAAACAAAAGCUGUGGUUAAGAUAUCAUUUUUAUUGCUUUUUCUCACAAGACACUUUGGGUCUUUGUUUUUUGUUUUGUUUUUGCUAGUACAAUGUUUUUGCGGUUUAUUUUUUUCUAUAUACAUAAUAGUGUUUUCCAGUGACCUGACCUUUCUAUGUAAACAUGUACACGCACACACACUUUCACUUAUGAAUCUGAGAUCAAGUGCCAGUAACUCACUGUGAGGGGAGGUGGGGGGGCAUGGGCUGCGAGCAGCAGCCAGCCAGGACGGCCUGUGCCCUCCCCACCUGCGCCUUCCAGAGCACCUGGGCCCUCGGGGCUGUGGGUGCACCGCUCCCCAGCCCCGCGGCAUUAGGGCUUCCUCUGUGUGCAGGCCAAGAUUCCAGAUGCUAACCAGUAGCAGAGCCUGUGAGCCCAGGCCUCAGGUAUUUAAAAGCCGUGUUUCAUUUUGCCCCAGAAACCGAGGGGUCUUCCAGCUGGGAGCCGAAGGGGUUUGCCUUUGAAGCUGAAUCCUCUGAGAGGGAAGCUCAAAAUAAACGUCUGAGGGUUGCAUUUAUUUAUUUAUUUAUUUAUCAGGAAAUGUGUGUUUUGGGGAGGAGCCGCCAAGUCAUUCUGGCGAAGGGACAUAGGCUGGGGAGGCACAGCAGAAGUAUGAGAAGGGACAUAGGCAGAGGGCACAGCAGAAGGAUGAGAAGAUGUCCAUUAGAGCUUCAGCUGCUUUGGGUCCCCCCCACCCACCAAAAGGGGCUGAGCAAGACCUGAACGGCCGUGCCCUGAGGCCGACUGGGUCACAGUUGAUAAACCUAAUGAGCACUGCUGCUUCUGUCCUGUGUGCAGCAGAUCCAUGCCUGUGGAGCCUCCCUGCUCCGGGGGUCGAGUCAGAGCCCUGCUCCCAGGAGGCAGGAGGCCUGGGCUGAGCACAAGGUGGGCAGGCAGUGCCCGGGGGACUUGGCUCCCACACAUCCGAGAAGCUCCUCGUCCUUUGCUCUUGUUGGCUUGUGCAGGACUUCUGUGUGGCAGGAUGGAACCCAGUGAAGUCCAGCCCCCUUUAGAUGGAGUUCUCACACUGUGUGUAGAGACACAGUCAUCUGCAUGCACGUGAGGUGUUGAACCAGGGCAAGUCUAGAAAACCUAAGGAGAUUCACUUCUGGGCCCCUGUUGCUGAUCCUGCCUGUGAUGUUUUGCCACGUUGAGUCCAGAGUGUAUGUAGACUUGAACUCAGGCUAGUGUUGCCCUGCCGUAGGCAUUGUUGUUAUUUUCAAGGUGACUCGGUGUACGAUUCACAGGAUAAUCUGAGGACUAGCUCCUUCUCUGUUAAGAUCUUCACUGGCAUACCUGGCAUACCCUGUGCAUUUUCUUUUCGCUGCUAAAUCUCUGUAUAACUGUCACAUCAACAUCAAGUCCCAUUAUCAGCAAACCCCUACCACGCCCCUCAAUUCAUACAGAAUCUGCCAUUUCUGGCAUCAGGAAAUACUGCUUCUGAUUGGCCAGCUCCCCGGGAGGACAUGUAUGGGAUGGCCUCCCAGCAAUGCAGCCAUAGCCAGGAUCUUGAUGUCCCAGGGAGUCGAGAGCAUUCUCACUAAGAUCUUCCUUCAGAUUUUACUGUCAGUUUGUUGGUCUUCCAAUGCUGGAGGAAGGAUGGUGUGACAAUACCUCUUGCUUCUAAAGAAUGUAUUCUUAUAAGAUACUGCAGGAUUUUUAUCUUUAUUUUAAAACACUACCUGACACUGUCCUUGUCUGUAGGGACUGUGGGCAUGUUAGGGGCUUCUCCCAUCAGUGUUAAGGCAUGUAUUUGAGUGUGAUCCUCUCCUUUUGCCUUCUGUCCUCAGGCUCUUUAGCUCUGGCAGCAGCUAAGGGGCUGGGUGGUUGCCGACGAGUCACCUGUGUCUCUGCUGUUCCGCUCAGAACAUGCUCUAUCUACAAGGUCCAUCUCUGCACAUGCUUCCUCCCCAGCACAUUGUCUUUUUUCUUCCCCUCCUGCAAAGAUGUUUGUGAUUCCUGAUCCUGGGAAGCCGCAGAUUGCAGGGAGAUGGUCUUAACAUCUGGUGAUCUGGUCCAGCAAUGUGCAAAUUGGAGCCUUUGAUGGAUGGCUCACCCAGAGUUUCAAAUUGUCUUUAAAAAACACCCUGAGCCUUCCUAAAUAACCAGUACAGAUGUUCUCUCUGGGCCACUAGGCGACUUGGGUCCUUCCCGGUUCCCUGCCCUGAAGCAUACCUCAACGCAGGACCACAAAAUCUCUGCAACAGAAAUGCUGUGCAUCCAACUCUGUUGGCGUUGAACAAAUAGUCACUGAGGACAGGUCCCUAAGCAGCGGUUCAAGUGCUACCAAUACAAUGGAUGUGCUCUUCACAGUGGCAAUACCUCCUACGAACUUAGGUCAGGAAGCAAUACUUCAGAAUUGAAUGUGUGUAAAUAGUCGCUUUGAGUUACAAUUGCUGUUUUCUUGGCCCCAAGUCAGAUCGAAUUAUACAUAUGUGUGUGUGUGUGUGUGUAUACACACGCACACAUAAUUUUAUCCAGUGCAAACAAAUGUAGAGCAUCAGUUAUGAAGCCCUUAAGUAGCUUGAAGAGUCACACCGAUUAUGCAACACCUGCACGCGACUCCAUUAACACUGACUCCGCUCACGGAGGCAACACCUGCACAUUUGCACACGACACUGAGAGCCAGAGGGCCGCGUGCUUCCCGCUACGUGGACUGUAAUAAUUUGUAGUUUCCAAAGAUCUGUCUGCGUUUGCAUUUCUAGAUUUUUGAGGUAAGCAUUUUUUGGCUGGUUGUUUCAGAAAAUCACAUCAUGCCUAGAACCUGAAAUUAAAUUAACAAGAACCAACUGUUUGCAUUUUCCGUCUUUCCUUCACUCUGCUCUUUUUAAAUUGUUAAUUCUUUCAGAAUGCAUCCACUCAAGAAAUGGAUAUUAAAAUAUUCUAAAAUCUAAA